Messenger RNA from Talaromyces proteolyticus, 1251 nucleotides. Its product is annotated as P-loop containing nucleoside triphosphate hydrolase protein. NCBI's taxonomy places the organism in Eukaryota, Fungi, Ascomycota, Eurotiomycetes, Eurotiales, Trichocomaceae. The transcript has a single exon. The coding region runs from base 1 to 1128 and encodes 375 amino acids. Gene Ontology annotation, molecular function: ATP hydrolysis activity; ATP binding. The record is from RefSeq and is a predicted model, not a curated record.
AUGAAAGAGACACCUCCUGACUAUUUUCACCCCGCGAUGUCAGACUUCGAUGCUAUCUGGUUACCCUUUACUGAAAAUGGAAGGGUGAUAAUUGAUAGAAAGACCUUUCAAGAAGAAAACUACAUAUCUCAUGUGGCGGUUGGGAAUGUGAAAGUCCCCGAUUUAAAGCUAUGCCCACCUUUUGCGUACGGGUAUUCACUUUCGAGGAAAGAAUGGAGUCGGUUUUACGUUCAGAUUCUGGAACCCGUACCCUGGAAACAGAAUAGUUUCGAUUCCCUUGUCAUGAAAGAAAACCAGAAAGCACUUUUACGGGCGUUAGUUACAAGCCACACGUUUCCAGAGAACGCACGCGAUCAGAUGCAGCAGAAAUCGAAAGGACUAGUAGUCCUUCUUCAUGGAUCACCAGGGUCAGGGAAGACUCUAACAGCCGAGUGCUCAGCAGAGAUAACAAAGCGACCAUUAUUCACAGCUAGUAUAGCUGAGCUGAACAAAUACGACCGGCCUUGGUACUUUGAGUACCAAUUACAAAAAGUCCUGCAAUUUGCGACUAUCUGGAAAGCGGUUAUCUUGCUUGACGAAGCAGAUGUCUUUCUCGAAGCCCGCACGGAUGAGGGCAAUGACGCAGUAGCAAGAAAUGCUCUUGUUGCGGUAUUUCUACGACAUCUUGAGUAUUUCAGUGGCAUAGUUUUUCUGACUACUAAUCGCAUUCACGUUUUCGAUCCCGCGAUGAAGAGUCGGAUUCAUCUUGCUCUGGGCUAUAGUCCACCCGGCAAUAGCAUGAGACGGUCUAUGUGGGUGAAUUCCCUGAAGCAGUUGCCUCCUGAUGACGUUGACAUCGACUUCAAUAAUUCCAAUGAGACAGUUGAGAGCAUUGUCCAAGAGAAGCUGAAUGGAAGAGAAAUUACAAACACGAUCAACACAGCUAGGACGCUCGCACGCUAUGAGAAUAAACCUCUUCGUCUUCACCAUAUUGAAACCGUGCUUGGCAUUAGAACAGAGUUUGAUCAGACAUUGAAAAGGAUGGCUAUCGAGGCGGCGGAUCCGCAGCGCGUUGGUUCUAUAGGGCCUGUGCGACAAGGGUCAUUACUGGCAUCGAUGAAUAUCACCAAUGACCCGGAAGAGAUCUAGUACUACGUUUCAUUGAGGUAAUGAUUUUGUUACCUUUUAUAUCGCUACUUCUUGACAUAUGUUUAGAUCUGAAAAUGAUUCAAUAUCAAUGUUCUGGAAAGAAAUUUAUGUGCAGUAUACUGU